Molecule: messenger RNA, 3551 nt
Organism: Perognathus longimembris pacificus (Pacific pocket mouse)
Lineage: Eukaryota; Metazoa; Chordata; Mammalia; Rodentia; Heteromyidae
Gene: Fubp1
Product: far upstream element binding protein 1
Exons: 21
Coding region: 80-2074 (664 amino acids)
Biological process (GO): regulation of DNA-templated transcription
Cellular component (GO): cytoplasm; nucleus
Molecular function (GO): mRNA binding
Source: RefSeq, a predicted model, not a curated record
CCAUUUUCUUUCUUUCUUAGCAGUUAGCAGAGAGGAGAUCUCCGUGAAGGGGGCGGCGGGUGGCUACGGGAGUGUAACCAUGGCAGACUACUCGACGGUGCCUCCACCCUCCUCCGGCUCGGCUGGCGGUGGUGGCGGCGGCGGCGGCGGCGUGAACGAUGCUUUCAAAGAUGCGUUGCAACGAGCCCGGCAGAUUGCUGCAAAAAUUGGCGGUGAUGCUGGUACGUCGUUAAAUUCAAAUGACUAUGGCUAUGGAGGACAAAAGAGACCGUUAGAAGAUGGAGAUCAACCAGAUGCUAAGAAAGUUGCUCCUCAAAAUGACUCUUUUGGAACCCAGAUGCCACCAAUGCAUCAACAGCAAAGAUCUGUAAUGACAGAAGAAUACAAAGUUCCAGAUGGAAUGGUUGGAUUUAUAAUUGGCAGAGGAGGUGAACAGAUCUCACGCAUACAGCAGGAAUCUGGAUGCAAAAUACAGAUAGCUCCUGACAGUGGUGGCCUACCGGAAAGGUCUUGUAUGUUAACUGGAACACCUGAAUCCGUCCAGUCAGCCAAACGAUUAUUGGACCAGAUUGUUGAGAAAGGAAGACCAGCCCCUGGCUUUCAUCAUGGUGACGGACCUGGAAAUGCAGUUCAAGAAAUCAUGAUUCCAGCUAGCAAGGCAGGAUUAGUUAUUGGAAAGGGGGGAGAGACUAUUAAACAACUUCAGGAACGGGCUGGAGUUAAAAUGGUUAUGAUUCAAGAUGGACCUCAGAACACUGGUGCUGACAAGCCUCUUAGAAUUACAGGCGACCCAUAUAAAGUUCAACAAGCAAAGGAGAUGGUGUUAGAGUUAAUUCGUGAUCAAGGUGGUUUCAGAGAAGUUCGGAAUGAGUAUGGGUCAAGAAUUGGAGGAAAUGAAGGGAUAGAUGUACCCAUUCCAAGGUUUGCUGUUGGCAUUGUAAUAGGAAGAAAUGGAGAGAUGAUCAAAAAAAUACAGAAUGACGCUGGUGUUCGAAUUCAGUUUAAACCAGAUGAUGGAACAACACCUGAUAGAAUAGCACAAAUAACGGGACCUCCAGACCGAUGUCAACAUGCUGCAGAAAUUAUUACAGACCUUCUUCGAAGUGUUCAGGCUGGUAAUCCUGGUGGACCUGGACCUGGUGGUCGAGGAAGAGGUAGAGGUCAAGGCAACUGGAACAUGGGACCGCCUGGUGGACUACAGGAAUUUAAUUUCAUCGUGCCAACUGGGAAAACUGGAUUAAUAAUAGGAAAAGGUGGUGAAACCAUAAAAAGUAUAAGUCAACAGUCUGGUGCAAGAAUAGAACUUCAGAGAAAUCCUCCACCAAAUGCAGAUCCUAAUAUGAAGUUGUUUACAAUUCGUGGCACCCCACAGCAAAUAGACUAUGCUCGUCAACUCAUAGAAGAAAAGAUUGGUGGCCCAGUAAACCCUUUAGGGCCACCUGUACCCCAUGGGCCCCAUGGAGUCCCAGGCCCCCAUGGGCCUCCUGGGCCACCAGGACCUGGAGCUCCCAUGGGACCAUACAACCCUGCACCUUAUAAUCCAGGACCACCUGGUCCAGCUCCUCAUGGUCCCCCAGCUCCAUAUGCUCCCCAGGGGUGGGGAAAUGCAUAUCCACAUUGGCAACAACAGGCUCCUCCUGAUCCAGCUAAAACAGGAACGGAUCCAAAUUCAGCAGCUUGGGCUGCUUAUUAUGCUCACUAUUACCAACAACAAGCACAACCACCACCUGCAGCUCCUGCGGGUGCACCAACAGCAACCCAAACUAACGGACAAGGAGAUCAGCAGAAUCCAGCUCCAGCUGGACAGGUUGAUUACACCAAGGCUUGGGAAGAAUACUACAAGAAAAUGGGUCAAGCAGUUCCUGCUCCUACUGGUGCUCCACCAGGUGGUCAGCCAGAUUAUAGUGCGGCCUGGGCAGAGUAUUAUAGACAGCAAGCAGCCUACUAUGCCCAGACAAGUCCCCAGGGAAUGCCACAGCAUCCUCCAGCACCUCAGUGCCUUCCCAGACCUUCCACCUUAGGUUCUGCUGCAAAAAGCAACAGUGCUGAAGAUGCUGCAAGCACCAAAUCAUAGCUCAUAAAAUCAGGUCCUGAGAUAGUUACCCAUAAAGAGGAAUCCUUUGAGUGUAUGCCAUUGGUGAGCCGAUGAGCAUGGACCAUAGAAGGGCUCAAUGUAGAAGGUAAAAUUGGCAAAUCAUAAUUGAGAAGUAUGAAAUGUAUUCCCAUACAUGAUAUGGUAUAGGGUGUAAUGUACCUGCUUUUGAUCACUUCAUUUUAAAUUGCUUUUCAGUUGAUCUUAAAUGUUCCAUGAACUGUUAAAUUUCUUAAGUUAUGCACCACAUUUAUGUGUAUGUGUUUUGAUAGUUAGGUAUGUUAUAUUUGAUAAUAUAAAAGUGCUCCUUUAACAUUAAGAGCCUGUCGAGUUUUAGUUGUAGUUUGCAUUUCUAUAAAAGAAAACAGACAAAUAUUAAUAGGUAUUGGGGUAUUGUUUCUAUCUCAUGAGAAUUUUUAUUUCAUUACCAUAAGCCUUCACUGACUAUAUAAGCAUUUUUAAAUGACAUUAAUCUUAGCCUUGAAGUAACUGGAAAACAGAAAAGGUGAGCCAGCUGUUGAUUUGAAUGCAGUGGAUGCUAGGAGUGAGUGGUAGAAGAGAUGGUUAGUUUAGAUUGAAAUUGAGCUGAUUUAGCACUUAUGUAACAAUUAGGUGAGCUUUAAAAAAAAAAUCUUAGUAUGGUGGUACUUAGAAUUCUAUGGUUUGAUGUUCCAUAAGUGAGUAUAGUUUUGUUGUUUAAUUGUUGGAAUUGUUUCAAUACUAAAACGGGAUAUUUUUUAACUGAUCAUUUAUUAGCAUUUAAACAUAUGUUCUUAAAUAUCUUGGUAGUUAAUGACUAAGACUGAGUUUGGAUAGGAGUUACAGUACCUUCAAAAAGAAGCAGGAGAAUAUUAACAGGUUAUAACAUUUCAUUUGCUUGGUUCUUUUGUCAAGAGAACCAAUUGUACAUAAAAGUUAGCCUGUUUAGAAUAAUGAUGUUGAGUUAAGUAAGCAGUGAGGAUGUCUUAUUUUUGUUUCCUGCAAUUUUGCCUCAUUUUAAAAUGCAUUUCAGUAAUACUUAAAGAAAGUUUUUACUUAUAAUCUUUGAUCAGUCACUUCUUACACAAUAGAAGAAAGUUUUGAGGGACUUUUAAAUUGGUUCUUGAAAGAGGCAAAUGAACCCUAGGGUUUUAUUUUCUUCAGUAAUACACCUAAAGCCAGCCUUUAAAUGUAUUUGCGAAUAUAUAUAUAUAUUUUCUUAUGCAUGCUUGAUGCAUUUUCGUCCUGAGAAAAGUGUUCUCUACAGAAACUACCCGUGUGUAAAAAGAAGAUUGGCUUAAAAUGGCUACUGUGAUGGGAACAGUGUCUUAGGGAGAUGCAGCUUGGACUUGAGGUAAAUUGAAUACUUUACAAACUGUGGUUUAGAGUUUGCUUUUAUGACAUUGUAAAAGGGCACAUGAUUGCUGUAACUGUGUACUCAUUAUGAUCCUAAUAAAAUAAAUAAAUGUACAUUAAUGAA